AUGGAGAUCCAGCCUUUAUAUGAAUCAAUUACAGAAUUUGUACAAGAAAAAGCAAAAACAUAUAAACAACAAAGUAUAGAAAGCUUAGAUGGUGAAAUACCGCAGUCUAUUAUAAAUUUACUGAGACAGGAGCUACAGGAAAUACAUUCAAAACAGCUCAGUAAGAGCAAACUUGAUCAUUUGAGCAAGCAGGUGUAUGAUAUAGAGUUUCAAUGGAAAAAAGAUCAAGUAAAGAAUAUAAUCGAAUUGAUUGGUGAUGUACCUAAAUAUUCCUUGGGUAGUGAAAUAAUUAAUAAUGAUUUAGAUAAUAGUGGUGGUGUUUCUUUAGAAAAAUUGAUGGAAGAUGUACUUAAGUUACCCAAGAUGGCAAUAGCAGAUGAUGAAAAUAAUACGGAGAAUGAAGCGAUGAUCUUAACAGAAUAUAACAAUUUAAAAGAUGAGUUAACAAAAAAAUCCAAGAUCAUUCAAUAUGGUGAAAAUGAAUUGAAGGUAAUGAAAGUAGAAUUGAAAGAAUUAGAGAAUCUGUUUAAGAGUAUACGAGAAUUUUCAAAUGUCAGUAAUAAUGAAAGCGAUGAUCACGAUGUUACCGGAUAUAUGAAAUCUUAUAAUGAGAAACUUGAAAGUUCUCUUAAAGAAAUGCAAUAUUUAUUAGAGGAGUCGAUUAAAACAUCUACCAAUUCUCCUGAAAGGAGGAAACAGUUACAAGAACUUUUGGAAGAAAUCUCAUAA
Messenger RNA from Vanderwaltozyma polyspora DSM 70294, 729 nucleotides. It is a transcript of the gene NKP1, whose product is annotated as Nkp1p. The transcript has a single exon. The record is from RefSeq and is a predicted model, not a curated record. Bases 1 to 729 code for a protein of 242 amino acids. NCBI's taxonomy places the organism in Eukaryota, Fungi, Ascomycota, Saccharomycetes, Saccharomycetales, Saccharomycetaceae.